AUGGCCAACAGCAGCUCCAUCCCCCACUUCCUCCUGCUGCCAUUGCCAGGCACAAGGCAGCUGCAGCUCUUGCACUUCUGCCUCUUCCUGGCCAUCUACCUGGCUGCCCUGCUGGGCAAUGGCCUCAUCAUCACCACCAUAGCCUCUGACCACCACCUCCACACCCCUAUGUACUUCUUCCUCCUCAACCUCGCCCUCCUUGACCUGGGUACCAUCUCCACCACUGUCCCCAAAUCCAUGGCCAAUUCCCUGAGGAACACCAGGGACAUCUCCUAUUCAGGAUGCAUUGCUCAGGUCUUGUUCUUUCUUUCCUUUAUCACAGCAGAGGUUUCUCUCCUCACCAUCAUGUCCUACGAUCGCUACAUUGCCAUCUGCAGACCCCUGCGCUAUGAGACUCUCCUGGGCAGCAGAGUUUGUGACGUGUCUCUCCAGGCCGAGGAUGGUGUUACGAGCAGUGGCAUGAGGUACUGGGCUCUGCUGCACAUAGCCAAUACAUUUUCCCUGCCCCUCUACCAGGGCAAUGUUGUGGACCAGUUCUUCUGUGAAAUCCCCCACAUCCUCAAGCUCUCCUGCUCCACAUUCAACCUGAGGAAAAUCGGGCUUAUUGUGGUCACUAUCUGCCCAGGAUUUGUCUGUUUUGUGUUCAUUGUGGUGUCCUAUGUGCAGAUCUUCAGGGCAGUGCUGAGGAUCCCCUCUCAGCAGGAAUGCCACAAAGCCUUUGCCACCUGCCUGCCUCACCUGGCUGUGGUCUCCCUGUUUCUCAGCACUGGCUUCUUUGCCUACCUGAAGCCCCCUUCCAUCUCCUCCCCAUCCGAGGAUCUGGUUGUGUCAGUUCUGUACUCAGUGGUUCCUCCAGCAGUGAACCCUCUCAUCUACAGCCUGAGGAACCAGGAGCUGAAGGCUGCCCUGAGCAAA
Indicator indicator is the source of this 915-nucleotide messenger RNA. RefSeq names its product olfactory receptor 14J1-like. Gene Ontology annotation, cellular component: membrane. The transcript has 3 exons. The record is from RefSeq and is a predicted model, not a curated record. Lineage: Eukaryota; Metazoa; Chordata; Aves; Piciformes; Indicatoridae. Gene Ontology annotation, molecular function: G protein-coupled receptor activity; olfactory receptor activity. Gene Ontology annotation, biological process: G protein-coupled receptor signaling pathway. The annotation marks the transcript as partial.